Messenger RNA from Triticum dicoccoides, 1921 nucleotides. RefSeq lists its product as uncharacterized. The transcript has 6 exons. Bases 25 to 1662 code for a protein of 545 amino acids. Gene Ontology annotation, molecular function: hydrolase activity. The record is from RefSeq and is a predicted model, not a curated record. Lineage: Eukaryota; Viridiplantae; Streptophyta; Magnoliopsida; Poales; Poaceae.
CCAGGGCACGCAUUCAGAGCCGAGAUGGCGUCCGCGUCGCCGUCGUGGGUCAUCCUGGGCCGCGUGGCCAAGGUGUUGGCCGCCGACGCCGAUCUUCCUCCGGGCGCCGACCUCUCCCUCGCGCUGCCGGCGCCGCCGCGCGUCGCGCUCCUCACCAUCCCCCCGCGCAUCUUCCCGGGCCAAACCACCUCCGACAACUUCCCCUCCGUCCUCGCCGUCGACCGCUCCGGCCUCCUCCUCCUCCACGCCUCCCAGGGCCCCGCCGCGGGCCCCGCCAUCGUCGACCUCCCCGGCCGCCAGGAGGUCUGCUGGCGCCCAUUCGUCGCGGGCUACUUCGUCCUCGACUCCAAAUCCGCCUCGGCCUUCCCGCUCCCCAACCCCGAGCGCAUCAUGAACCCGGGCCGCCUCGGCCUCAUCGCCUCCCCCGGCCCCGAGGGCGCAGGCCGCUACAUGGUCGCUGAGCUCCAGCCGAUCGCCGGCGGCGAGCAAGCCGACCUCCUCUGCUUCUCGUCGCAAUCCGGGCAGUGGGACAGGAAGACCGUCGCCUACCCGCUUCCGUCCCGCUCCCGCCCCUUGACCCCCAACGGCGUGGUCUCGCACUCCGGGAGGCUCUGGUGGGUCGACCUCUCCUGGGGCCUCAUCACCUGCGACCCCUUCGCGGACGCGCCUGUGCUGAGCUUCGUCCCACUCCCGCCGCGCAAGGCGCUCAAGUACGGGGAAGAUUGUGCAGUGCUCGACAAGUACCGCCGCGUGGCUGUCAGCCGGGGCAAGCUCCGGUUCGUGGACAUGUACAAGAACCGUAGCAGCUUCGGCUCUGCACAGAUCAGCGUGUGGACGCUCGCCGAUCCGGACUCCACCGAGUGGACGCUGGAGUAUGAAGCGACCUUCUCGGAGAUCUUUAAUGAUGCGAGCUUCAAGGCGACUCGUCUGACAAGGCAGCUCCCGGUGCUCGCGCUCAUCCAUCCCAGGGACCCCGACGUGGUCUACUUCUUCCUGGACAGGCACCUGUUCAGCGUCGACGUGCCUGACCGCAGGGUCGUGCAGUGCGAGCUCUACGAGCUGGUUGAGGAGCUAUCCGGCAAAAGCAUCGCCACCCGUUUCGUUCACGCUUGGAGGCUGCCACCGGCUCUCCGCUCAGGGCUCGAUGUGGGGGGGCGAUUCAUUGACUCAUUGUACGGACAUGAUGACAUCCACGGCCUGGAUUACUGGGCUAAGAAGUGCGCGGAUUAUUUGUCGUCAGACCCACCUGAUGUGAAGCUUGGCAUAGGUGGCUUUGGCAUGGGAGCGGCCGUUGCAUUAUAUUCUGCCCAAUGCUUUGCCAUGGGUAGAUUCGCUAAUGGGUUACCAUACCCGCCAAUCACCCUUGAUUUUGUGAUUGGGUUUAGCGGCUGGCUUCCCUUCUCAGGGAUGGAGAGCUCAGGGACGACUGCUCGCAGGAGAGCCGCUCACUUAAAAAUCCUGCUCUUGCAUGGAGACGAUGAUCCUCAAGUACCAUACGAAACCAGUAUAUGGUACGCUGAGUUUCUGCGAACCUCAGGAUUUUCAGUGGAUUUUAGAACCUUCAACAGACUGCAGCAUUUUUGGACGUACCGUGAGAUGGAUUAUGUCAAGCAGUGGCUCCGCCCUAGGAUCGCACUGCCCAGACGCCAUGGAAGGCUGUAGUUUAGUACUCCCUCUGUAAACAAAUAUAAGAUCGUUUAGAUUACUAAUAUAGUGAUCUAAACAAUCUGAGAGGCUGUAGUUUAGUAAGUACUAAAGAGGAUGGCAGUAUUGUAUGGCAGUAAGUACUAAAGAGGAUGGCAGCAUUGUAUGGCAGUAAGUACUAAAGAGGAUGGCUGUAUUGUAUGGCAGUAAGUACUAAAGAGGAUGGCGGUAUUGUAUGGCAGUAAGUACUAAAGAGGAUGAACAUUUGCAAUUUCCA